AUGGCGCGCGAGCAGACGUUCUUUCCGAGUGUAGGUACUUUCGGAGAUGAUGUAGCUGACGCGAUGGCCACCCUGCUUGAGGAAAUAGGCCGUACGGAGCUGCGUGAGGACGAUCGUGUGCGGGAACAAUCGUUGGCCGGAAUGCGUGAGUGGAUUCGUCAGAACGGACGAAUCCGUCGGUGUCGCACGGACGACCGAUUUCUGUUGCGAUUUUUGCGCGUGAAAAAGUUCUCCGUACCGCGUGCGUGCGAAAUGCUGGAAAAGUACCUAACGGUACGUCAAACGCAUCCCCGAUGGUUCACCCGGCUCGAUCCGGAUGCGCCCGAGCUGGCCGACGUCCUGGAUGCCUGCUGUUUGCUGCCGAUCGGCCGCGAUCCUACUACUGGGCGAAUCGUGAUCCUUGGCGUUGUGAGAAACUUUGAUGCCCAGCGGUACAACUCCGACAUGAUGAUACGGUUGAACAUGCUCGUCGCCGAAGCGCUGCUCGACGAGGAACCGAACCAGAUCGCCGGCUUCACGCACAUCUUCGACAACGGAAGCAUGACAAUGGCACACGUCACCUGCUGGACGCUGGACAAUCUCGCCGGCUACCUGCGCAGCGUGAUUAACUGUGUGCCGGUGCGCCUCAAGGAGAACCGUUUCGUCAGCGUGCCCACGUUCGCCGCCCAGAUCAGCAAAUACUGCUUGUCGUUCGCCAGCGACAAGCUACGCUCCCGCAUACACUGCCACAGCACGAUGGAGGAACUCCGCGCCGCCGUUCAUCCAGAGCUACUCCCGCAGGAAUAUGGAGGCAAAGGUCCGACACUGAAGGUACUUAAUGCACGCUUCCGGGAGUUUCUCGCCUCGAAGCGGAAGAUGCUGCUCGAGCUGGACUCAGAGCUGGAGAUCGACACGAAGGAUCCACGGGAGUCGGCCACGCACGACGAUGGACACGGCGGAGAUGUUGUGGCCGACGGUGCUGUGGGAAGCUUCCGUCAGCUGUCCAUCGAUUGAUUGGUUGGAACUUUGUGUGAUGUUUUCGGUUCGCUUGAUUGUGUAUUUGUGGCUCAAUCUGUGGUGUUGAUGUGAUAAAUUGGCAGUAGUUUCUUUUUUGCACAAGCCCUUGAAAUCUUAUCUUAGCAAACGGUGUGGUCUUUCCUACGCGUAUCAUCGAGUGCACGUUUAACCUUCACACAGAAACAAAAACACCGUUCUUCGGCGAGAAGCUGCACUACGUGUUUCACCUUCCUCCAUUUGCCAAACGGUGCCAACUA
This is a messenger RNA of Anopheles coustani, 1253 nucleotides long. RefSeq names its product clavesin-1-like. The record is from RefSeq and is a predicted model, not a curated record. Bases 1 to 993 code for a protein of 330 amino acids. Gene Ontology annotation, molecular function: phosphatidylinositol bisphosphate binding. Gene Ontology annotation, cellular component: membrane. The transcript is spliced from 2 exons. NCBI's taxonomy places the organism in Eukaryota, Metazoa, Arthropoda, Insecta, Diptera, Culicidae.